This is a messenger RNA of Haliotis rubra (blacklip abalone), 2195 nucleotides long. Its product is annotated as vacuolar protein-sorting-associated protein 25-like. The record is from RefSeq and is a predicted model, not a curated record. Gene Ontology annotation, biological process: protein transport to vacuole involved in ubiquitin-dependent protein catabolic process via the multivesicular body sorting pathway. NCBI's taxonomy places the organism in Eukaryota, Metazoa, Mollusca, Gastropoda, Lepetellida, Haliotidae. Gene Ontology annotation, molecular function: structural molecule activity; protein homodimerization activity. Gene Ontology annotation, cellular component: ESCRT II complex. The transcript is spliced from 6 exons. Bases 57 to 602 code for a protein of 181 amino acids.
UUUGUUACAGAUAACUGUCUCUUUUCACUCAGUUAAUCUAUCAAAAGGAAUUGAUUAUGUUAGAAGGGACAAACAGGGAAAUGGCAGUGUUUGACUAUCCGUGGCAGUAUAAAUUCCCUCCGUUCUUUACCAUUCAGCCCAAUCAGGAAACACGGAAGAAACAGCUGGAAGCAUGGUGUAGCCUUAUCUUAAGUUACCAUCGCCACAUCAAAAACUACAGUCUAGAUGUCACAGAGGCACAGAGUUCCCCACUCUUCUAUAACAAGUCCAUUGACAGGAAGCUUUCCACAGAUGGUAUUUACACAGUGUUAGAUGAACUCAAUAAAAGAGGUCAUAUAGAAUGGAAAGACAAAGCAAGGAAGCAGUGUCUAAUAAUGUGGAGGACUCCAGAGGAGUGGGGAAAACUUAUCUAUAGAUGGAUAUGUGACCGAAGUAUGACAAAUACAGUGUGCACCUUUUAUGAAAUAAGUGAGGGUGAUGAUAGCUCAUCAGAAGAGUUCCAUGGUUUAGAGAACUGGUUGCUACUACGGGCACUCAAGACCCUACAAAGUCAAGGCAAAGCAGAGCUUAUUGAUGGGAGUGAGGGGGUCAAGUUCUUUUAGAGCUGGCCUGACUGGAGCUCCACAUCAGCACAACAUUCUUCAAGCAAUGUUAAAAUGAACAUAGAUGUCAGGCUAUGUUCCCAUCUGCACAAGUCGACAGUUCGGACAUGGCCACUCAUUGACCUAUAUACAAGUACAUUUUCCAAGUGAUCCCAUUGGUGUUGAGCUGUGGUAAAGUUGUCCUGCUUGUGAUAUAGCAAACAGUUGUAGGUAGCAAGUGGUGUUUAAUAUCAAGUCACGCUUCAACAGGUUGUACUGAUACAGACUGUACUGUGGCUCCGUUACAGCUGGAUGUGGGGAUGAAGGAUGCUUCAUAACAUCAGGCAUGCCAAUGACAUCUUUGCAUUCUAUUGAAUGCUCUGAGACCUAGCACAUCAUAUGACUGUUUCAAAGCAGUACAGUAUGAUAAACCCAUUCUAUAUUGUCUGUGUAACGUGAACACUGCACCAACAAAUCAUUUGUCCAUUUGUCCUGUUCCAUCACUCUCAAAUGUUGAGACAUUUGUCAGUAUAUUUCACCAAUGAUUUUACUUCCUAUCAGUUUUGAAGAUAGGUAAUCAUUUGCUGUCCAUCAGUUUGACAUGUGCUACAGUCAUGCAAGGUGAAACCAACUCCAGCGAUCAAGUCCUUGCUUUGUCCAGAGACCACAUAAGAUGUAGAUGAGGGUAAUGGCAACAACAACAAAAUCUAAAACAAUGGGAUGUAUCACUGAAUUGGGAAAACAUGAAAGUGAAAAUGUAACAAAGACGUUGAAUUCUUCUGAUGUAGACUAAUGACCAGUAUAGUGAAGAGUUGUGCUUUGGUAGCGCUAUAGUGCUGAACACUCUUCAACUGUAGGUACAGAUAUACGGCAAGAGUUACCUCCCCAGCAACCAUAUGGGCUUGCUGAGAAACAGGUGAUAAUGAUGUUGUGUUACUUAAUCCAGGAUCCCCCUGUCCAGGGAAUAUAGUACUUAAACAUGUUUAGGUGAUAGGUAGUGAGGAAAAGCCCCAAGUUGCUUAUUGUUGUGUUGUUCCUGUUACCUGCUGUUGUUUCAGUGUUGCCUAUAACACAGCUAAAUAUCUCCCAGAUUGCAUGUAUUACACCUGCUGUACACUCUCUGUCAUAUAUACCUGUACUGUUGGUGCUCUGUCAUGAUGACUAUAUGUCGUUUGACAGGUCUCUUUGUGUAUGUGUAUUGGGUUAAGAUUAUUUCUGCACCACAACAUUCAACCAGUGGAUUAUUUAUAACACAUGUCCUCAAAACGCUAUGGUUAUGUUUCACAUAUUCAGUUCACGAGGCAAAGCAAGAGAAGGACAUUGUGUUGCUUGGCAAUGUGUUUGUUGAAACUUUUAUCAAAAUGGAACAUGUUCAUAUGUAUUUGAAGCCAUUACUGAAGUAACACAACUAAAAUGCAUCUAUGCAUGUUUGUGAGAAUUGUGACACUUGGUUCUGUUUGAACUAUGUUCAAUUGCUGUUAUUGUUCACACACACUUGUCAGAAUACUAGAAUGUUAACAAUGUUGGCAUUCAUAUGAUCUUGAGAAAGGUACAAGUAUAUUUUAAGAGAUGUAUGAAAUGAACUAUUGCAAUAAAGGUUUAAUUCAAACAAAA